Mesocestoides corti is the source of this 624-nucleotide messenger RNA. The record is from the annotation of a GenBank genome assembly. Lineage: Eukaryota; Metazoa; Platyhelminthes; Cestoda; Cyclophyllidea; Mesocestoididae.
AUGGCGACGGAUCUUCGUGUCAAAAUACUCAAUAAUCCAUUGAGGUCUUCUGGCCCUCCUGACGCCCGUAUUCUCUUGAAUAAAAAGAAGCAGAUCAAAAACAUUAGAAAGAAGAAGGGGAUUCUAAAUAGAGUACUUUCUCAACAAAUUGAUGUGCCUUUCCUCAUUCCAAGACGCACGGUUAAAAACGAAUACUUUCAAAGGAAAGGACCGAGUUUAUAUUUACGUCAAGGGAAUCCCUCCGCACACAAUGUCAGGGAAUCUCUCACACGCACUAUCAGUAAUCAGCCUGCCAGUCGAAUUGACUUUCAAGAACUCGCAAGUGCGUCGGUUGUAAGCCCCAUUCAGGGCUUCCGAGUUGAAGUUAGGAACCUGGGACCCUCUGUCACACUUGAUGACAUCUAUGAACUAUUCUCUGGUGUGGGACCUCUGCGUUCCUGCAAUUUGGUUCGUCCCGGACUGGCAGAAGUUGUGUUCAACUCAGCUACAGAUGCUCAGUCGGCGGUUGCACGUUACAACAGUCGCGAGCUCGACAGCCGGCCUAUGCUUGUAACUUUGGUCACGCCAGGGGCAGGCUUUCCAAGCAAACCCGAUAGAAGCGCCCCUCCUCUAACCACAAGGUAA